AUGUGCCCAAGGGCCCUUAGACGGGGUGGUGUUACUGAGGCCGGCAAGAAUGUGUUGGUCAUUGGUGCCAGUGGUGGGACCGGCUCGAGUGGUGUACAGAUUGCCAAGGCACUCGGUGCUAAGGUUUACGCUGUCUGUAGUGGUAAGAAUGUUGACUUUGUGAAGUCCCUGGGAGCUGAUGUCGUUAUGGACUACACCAAGGAAGGCUUUGAACUCCCCAAUGAUGACUGUCCUGCGGGCACCAUCGAUGUUGUCUAUGAUACCGUCACGAGCCCGGAGGAUGUUAACUAUGAGCCGACCGCUCGGAAGACUCUCAAGAAGGGCAGUAUGUAUAUGGCUAUCAACUCCCCCAGCCGUAUUGAUUGGUUGAGGUUCAUCCUGUCGAAAAGUCUUCCCUUCAAUGUUCAGAGGUCGGGCUAUUCCAUGUGCCUUUCGGACUUCAACACUAAGGAUUUGGAUUACCUUGCUAAAUUGGUCGCUGAGAAAAAGCUCGUGAUUCAGUUCGCAGAGGUGCUGGACUUCAGCGAGGAGAACUGCAAGAAGGCCUAUGAGUUACAGAAGAGUCGAAGAGCUAAGGGGAAGAUCAUCCUCGAGAUGGAACAUUGA
Perkinsus marinus ATCC 50983 is the source of this 606-nucleotide messenger RNA. RefSeq names its product alcohol dehydrogenase, putative. The record is from RefSeq and is a predicted model, not a curated record. The coding region runs from base 1 to 606 and encodes 201 amino acids. Gene Ontology annotation, molecular function: zinc ion binding; oxidoreductase activity. Lineage: Eukaryota; Perkinsozoa; Perkinsida; Perkinsidae. The transcript is spliced from 2 exons.